This is a messenger RNA of Amyelois transitella, 6244 nucleotides long. Its product is annotated as putative transcription factor SOX-14. Gene Ontology annotation, molecular function: RNA polymerase II cis-regulatory region sequence-specific DNA binding; DNA-binding transcription factor activity, RNA polymerase II-specific. The record is from RefSeq and is a predicted model, not a curated record. The transcript has 2 exons. Gene Ontology annotation, biological process: regulation of DNA-templated transcription; anatomical structure morphogenesis; cell differentiation. Bases 433 to 1272 code for a protein of 279 amino acids. Lineage: Eukaryota; Metazoa; Arthropoda; Insecta; Lepidoptera; Pyralidae.
CGCUCAGUCAGUAGGUUUUCUGUCACCGCGGAGUUCGGACGUAGCCGCAGAAACAAACGCGCGAUCUCACGAUUAAUAUGCCACGAUCGCUCCGCAGUACUAACUGAGCUGCGGUUGGGACCCGUUAAAAUUAUGACUUUUGGACCGAACGUGCGCGAAGAAGAUAGCAGCAGAUAUCUCGUUCUAGAAGAGGAAACCCUGAGGAUAGUGUCCAGAUACUGGGAGGUCUUCGGUGCACCGUCCGCCGAGAGGCUCCGGUACAGGCACCUCGAACCGUUCGGACUGUUAUAAAUUGAGAGAACCCUUUUUUUUGAACUCGGAACAAAUUAUUAAUUUUAGUGUUGGAUAAGUGUAAUUAUAGGUGAACUGUGUUUAUUUUGUGUUUAAGUUUUCUUGGGGUAUUUUUUUUUCUUUUUAUUUGGAUAAACGAAAAUGGUGCCCCAACAAGUGACGGAUGUUAGAUCACUGACGCCGACGUCGAGCGGAGUGCCGGUGUUCGGUUCCCAGCUUGUGGACAAAAACUCGUCUACCCCGUACACGGAUGCCACUCAGACAAAGAAGAACAACCCCAAUCACAUAAAGAGGCCAAUGAAUGCGUUCAUGGUCUGGUCACAGAUUGAGCGCAGGAAAAUAUGCGAACAGACGCCAGACAUGCACAACGCUGAGAUUUCCAAAAAUCUUGGGCGCGUUUGGAAGACCUUGAAUGAUGAAGAGCGGCAGCCCUUUAUAGAUGAGGCGGAAAGGCUGAGGCAGCUUCAUAUGCGCGAAUAUCCUGAUUACAAAUACAGGCCUCGCAAGAAGGCAGCGAAACCAGCCCAGCGUUCCGGAGCCGUCAACAAGCAGAAGCGCAAACAGCGAGCAGACUCUAACAAUAACAAAGGCAUAUCAAGACGACGAUCGCGAACAUCACAGACCGUCCCGUCAGUACCCAGCGUCCCUAUGGACACCACGUUACCUCAAUCACUUCCAGCAUCCCCUGCUGGCUCACCAGACUCUCCUGAAUCUGCGUGUAUCUACGAAGAUGGCACUCGGAACAUGCAAGGUCCAGACCUCAAUGAUCUGUACUGCAUCACGGAUCUGCUCCCGUUACCCGCUGACUGCGAAGUUGAUCUCGAACUUGCUUUAACGACGGACGCAUUUGAAACAGCGUCAUCAUCAUCAGGGUCGCACUUCGAGUUCUCCUGCACUCCGGACGUCUCUGAAAUGUUAAACGAUAUCGGCGUCUCCAGCGAGUGGGACGAAAACGCGUUCAACACUUUCCUCAAGUCUUAGAGCGGUGCGAGGCUCGCCACGGUCGCUGCCGGCCGAUUUCACUGAUCUCAUGCGGUCGGCCAUCGAGCCGCCGAACGGAGGCCGACGACGCGGCGAUGUUUCGCCGCCCCGCCUAGAGAGUGCCUACAUCCAAAAUGACGUGUCGAUUUUUGGAUUCAAUGUACAAAGUUAUGUAAUAAGGAUCGAUGGCGAAAAUUUUAUUUUUUAAUAUCAACCGACCUUAACGUUGGUCGCGUUUAUGUUUCUGUUGUGUUGAUUUACCAAUUGAUCGAAUGUUCCAUUGCAAUAGUCGACGCAACGUCAUUAUACUCGUCGGAAAUGCAUCGGGUUAAUAUAGGCUGUGAGUUGGUUCUUUUUUGUAUUGCUUUCGUUUUGAAACUGUUUCACACAAGGGGUGGUUUCCAAACGGCACGUCUCUGACGCAUCUCAGUAAAUAACUCCGUCUACACUCCGUCGCCUGGUUAGAAAGCCACGGGUUUGUUUGGGGCCUCGGUCACUGUUGAUCUAUGCUCGAUCUUUAAGUAUUUAAAGUCUGUUAAGAAUUUUGUCGAUAAUUUGGAAUUUUGAGCACAGAACAACCGUGCAUCGUCGGCCAUCAUCGCUCGCACCGCGUUGUCGCGUCCGUAUUCUCUUACAUGUACAUUACUCGACUUGGCUUCUAGUUUAAUAGUAAGUUUGCAAUUAUUAUGUCAAAUUUCGUUUACUUCUUUAACUGUACUUUAAGAGUCAUCAUUUACAUUUAUUUCUCAAACAUUAUUAGAGCAAUGUAUCCAUUGGAAUAAUAGAAAAAUAAGACUAGGUUAUUAGUCGUAACGUCUUGCGUUCUAUUUCCUGUAUGUAAAUCCACUUAUACUUUGAGAUGCACAUGUAGUUGAUAGAACGACGAUUUAAUUUUAUUGUCUGAAGCUAAUCGAUAUGUCGUUUGAAGAAUUUCGGAGUGCGGUAUUUUUGAAGAUUGUCUUGAUUGGAUUGUCGGACUCGUACCACGAACCCUUUUGCGAUUUUUAACGUCCUCGUGCGUAUCGUUAUCUUCUUUGGUGUGCGAGGCAUUGUCAGCUUCCAAAUUAUUUUUUGUGUCGUGGUAGGGGUCCAUUGUGAAGAUUCGGUGUUUCGCGUUGUAUUGUACGUUAGUAUAGGUAAGGUAUUCUCUGUUCGAUGGUAAGGUAUGUAUAACUGUUUAGUUACGAUGGCACGUAAGGAUCGAUGUGAAGGGACACUUAACUUUAUCUUUAUUUCAAACUUCACGCUAACAUUUUCAAUACAAAUGGUGUACUGAAAGAUACAUAUCAAUAACGGGAAAGUAGUUCCGCGGGACGGUGGGAUUUGAUUGGCUCACAUUAUGGUUACACUCAAAUUCAUUGCUAUUUCAGAUUCUGUUAUUCACUUACUUUAUCAAAUUUCUAAAUUUUAAGAUUAUAGAGACUGAUAACGCAAAAGUAGAUUAGUUUUAGCUGCGCUAGCUUCUGUUUCUUUAUAAUUUUAAACUGAUAAAAUACGGUCUUGAUAUGAAUUUUAGACAUACUAUUUUUGUACUUUGUGUUAAUGUGAAAAAUUUCAUCUUCGCAUUUUAUUAAAUAACACUGAUCUCCCAUUUUAUACAAGUUAAAUUUAGUAGUGUUGCAAAAGUGAAGGCUAAUGUAAGUACUGGAAGUAUUUUCCAUAGUAACGCACAAGCUAAAACAAUUUGUGAAAUUCGCUAAAAUCUGUCAAUUCAUUGAAAAUUGUGUCAGUUAAUUAGGGGGUAAUGUUUACACAAAUAUUGCCUCAGUCAUGUUUAAGAUAGAUAAAAAAAUAAACCUUCUAAUGUAAUAAUUCAGAUUGUGAAAACGAUAUUUGUAGAUAAUCUGUGUCCCUAUUUUAAAUUAAGGGAUCCGUUGUGCUCUAUUCAUAAGGGAAAAAAUGCUUUACUUAUAUUAUAUUCUUAUAAAUAUAUAUGUAAAAAAGUUCACGUAUUAAUUAGUAAGUGUCUAUGAAAUUGCAUUAAACACAUGUUAUUCUAUACUUACCAUACUAAUAAGUAAUGUGUCGUGUGUAGUAGAGCGAUAUUAUAUAUAUAUAUUAUAAUAAUAACAAGGAGAAAAUUGUGCCUAAACAACCACUGUUCAUGAUGUAUUUUAGUGAUGCUCAAUAUAUUUUAAGCUGUAGUCAUUACUAGUUGCUGUCAUUACAAUGUAAAUUGUACAUUUAAGAAUUCAUUCGACGCCAGAUUGCAUUUUUUUUUACUUUCAUCUUCUUCGCAAGUUUCGAGGAGGAACGAACAAUUUCAUUACACGUCGUCGUAUACCUUUCUAUGUAAUAUAUCCAUCCACAUUUUUGAACUUUGACAAUAAAAAGUCAUUUUUGCUUCAGUAAAAGACGGCGAUGGUUUUACAAAACUACGUAUCGCGUGUCACUUGAAUAUAUCUCUUAGCUUCUGUUCCCUUUAUUUGCGUUCAUUCUUCUAAGAUGUUAUUUUACACUUGUGAUAUAAAUAUUCGAUUCAACGAUAUAAAGCAAUAUCAGAAUAGUGACCGACGCUCAAAUUAGACUUAAUAUCCCCCCUACUAAUAAAAAUUGAUAGAUUCUGCCGUUAUUAUACUCAUCAAUAAGCCAGAUAUAGAAUUAAUAAAUUAUAUAUGCAUUAAGGAAAAUAGAUAGUGCUAAGGAACAAGUUGAAUGCUCUUAAAAUUUGCAGAGGAUACAUUGAAAAUAUUUUGUUCAAGUAUUUGCGGUGGACAUUUUUAGAAAUUUGUUAAUGUUGCUACAAUGUAAUUUUUAUUAGUGGGGAGAUUAAUCCCCGAAGUAUUUAUAAAAGCAACAUCGAAUUUAUAAUGUUGUACGAGUAAUUUAGCGCUUCUUGUUAUUAAUACUUCAAUAUUUGGAAUUAUCAGGGUUGAAAUGUUUUCAUUUAAAAUUUAGAUGUAAAAAGUCCCAUUAAUGUUGUUACACUCGCCUUCCUUGAAUGCCCUUUGAGAGUUAUCUGAUCCUUUGCAUAAAAACAGGCUUCUUUCCUUUGUAGCCUUGGAAAUUCUUUUCGUAAAUCCAUAGUAUUAAAGUCUAUGGUGUGUAAAUAAGUAUUUAACUGUUAAUAUUAAAAUGAAGUCAAAAUAAAGCGUCACUGUGAGAAAAAUUAGAGGGUAUUUAUGCGUCUCAAAAAUAUCAUAAAGGACGUAGUUAGUUGUUGUAGGUUAUUUAUAAUAUACUUAUAUAUUAUAAUAUUGUUGUAAUCUAUCGAUGCCGCGUAAAACUAUGCUUGGGAGUUGCUUUUCAUCUGAAUAAAGAAUAUAUAAACAACGCAAUAUACGCAACAACAAAUUUACAAAUAUUAUUAAACAUUGUAUUAUAAAAGUUAUACGUUUGUAAAAUUAGACAUGUAAAUUGCGAUUCAAUUGAAUAUGUUAGUGAUGUAUUCACAGAACUGAAAAGUUGAAAAUAUUCUCGUUAUAUUGUUUAAAGUUCAUAAUAUUAUAGAAUCUGUGUAUAAUAUGUAUCUAUCGCUAUUGUUGAUUUAAUUGAUAAGCGUCUUCUUAGUAAUUCAUUUAUUUUUUCAAUCUAUCCUCCAGACACAACGAAACUUAUUCCUUUAUUAGGGCACACGAUAAUAUUAUAAAUUAUAUUAACUGGUAUCUAAUUGGUGUCUAUACACGGUUAAUUAACAGUAUGAUAAAAUCAUAUAACUGCAUGUGAAGAUGGAAUAGUAGAUGCAUAUGUAAUGAUAAUCCGAUUCGUCGUGACGUAGUGUGUCAAUAAUUAUGUAAAUGGUAAAUUAAUGAUAUAAACAAAACGAAAAUUUCGCACAAUCUGAAUCAAGUCUAAGAUAGUAAUAAAUAGUUGUUAAUGCUAAUGUUUAAGAAACAGAUAAAUGUAAAAAUAAGUUUGAAAUAAAUUAAAUUACGUUCCACGUCUUUGGCUUUUUGUAAACUGAUCCAAGAAAUAGAAUAACACAUAUGCAAAUCCUGUUUACACCUCUCCAACCAGUUUACAGAAUCAAAGAGGAACUGAAUCUUCUUGAGUAUUGGCAGUACCUCUUUUAAUCUGUUUAAUAUCAUCAUCAAUGUACACCGCUAUUCUAAUGUUUAAAAUAUGAAGUUACUUUUUUGCUGUAAAUAAUUCGUUGACCAAAUGUGUUAGGAACAAAAGUUUUUGAGAAAAAAAUGGUCCAUUAAAUUUUAUCGCGUAAUUAAGAUAAGUAGCAUCGUGAAACUUCGUCAUUUUGUGCGCUUAAGUCAUGUAGUUCAUGAUACAUGCCAAAAUAUUUUGUGUAACAGCAUGAAUUAAGAUAACACCAAUAUUGGACUGAUUUCUCAUUCAAUACCUGCUUAUCAUUAUUAUUUCUAUUGGAAUUUGUAAAUAGCUUGUUAAUAAUACGUCAUAAGGCUAUAUGUGCAGCUGAAACAUGUCAUGCAAUAAUUUGACCACAAACUUUGGAUAAUAGAUAAGUCAGUUAAAGUUCAGAAAAUUUUUGCAUCUUUAAAUUUUAAAUAGCUUGACUUGAACAACUAGCGACCGGAUAUUAGUGUCAUGAUAUUAUUAGUAGAUAUUAUUACUUAUUAGUGUCAUGAUAUUAGUAUCAAAAGACACUUAUGCUGAUUUAUCUUUCAUUCAAAUUGUCAAACUGUGUUCAUGAAUUUGUUGAACAAAUGUUCACGUAAUGCCACAAUGUGUGUGAACCAAUCUAGUCUUGUGAAACUUUCCGUUGUUGCAGUAUAGUCUAUGCUAUCCUUGUCAUCUACAGAAGAAAUACCAAGUUUGAUUUCAAAGUUCAAAGCGGCCUUUGGAUUAUUGAGACCUGAUUUUUUUAUAAUUUUCUUUUGUUCAAUGUAUACCAAAUAAAUUAUGAGGGUUUUACACACCGUUACCGAUGGAUCUCUAAUUAGAACUACGCAGUUUAUAUCAAAUUCGGCUUACCAAAAAAAAAAAAAAAUAAUAAUCUUAACAAUCGUUUCUAAAAUUGUAUAUAAUGUUCUGAUUUUGAUUAUUAAAAUCAAAGAUU